GGACUCCCCUCCCUCCCUCUUCAGUGUAGCGCAGGCAGAGCUGGGAGACGCAUCGAGACAGACACGUCUUGCUGCUGCUCCGCUCCGCCCCCGGCCCAGCCGUCCCGCGCCGUGGUGCCGUGCCCGCGACCAGACAAAGGAGUACUCGCUCUCUCUCUCUCGCUCCGCCCACCCCCCGCCGCACCGCGUGCGUCGAGCCGCCAACCCCCUGCGCCGGGCAGGGGUGAGUCUGUGAGAGUGAGUGUCUCGCCAUCCAGCAUCGCACGGCCAUCGACACCAUGGAUCAGGACAUCGAGAUCAACCUCGCGGCCCAGUGCCUCCUGGCCAUGUCCAACGGCAACUCGUGGGCCCGGACCAAGCCGUCCUCGCCCCUGGACCUGUCCUCGCACCAGCAGAUGGAGCUGCAGAAGCAGCAGCAGCAACAACUCAAGCAGACGCAGCCGCAGACGCAGCAGCAGGUGGAUGCCGCCGGGGCCAACCGCGGCGACACCCUCUACAUGGUGGCGCGCAUCCUCACGGACCUGACGCGCAUCAAGCAGGAGCCUGUGCCCCAGGACCCCGACUCCGACCGGAGCGAGGACUGCGACCAGCUCGUCAUCGACGAGAGGAUGGACGACCAGGAUGACGACCAGGACCCGGAUCAGGACCAGGGCGCUAACGGCCUCAAGUCCCACAAGUGCGCCGCCCCCGGCUGCGGUAAGGAGUACGGCAAGAGCUCCCACCUCAAGGCACACCUGCGCACCCACACAGGUGAGCCAAAGACUGGUUGCCCGAUCCGACGUCCAGCGGUCGCGAAGAAGGUGGCAGGUGAACGGCCGUUUGGAUGCAGUUGGGCCGGCUGUGGAAAGAGAUUUGCACGUUCCGACGAGCUCGCCAGACACACUCGAACUCACACUGGGGAGAAGAACUUUGCGUGCCCAGUCUGCGACAAAAAGUUCAUGAGGAGUGACCACUUAAGUAAACACGCCAGGCGGCACCCCAACUUCGACCCCUCGGUCCUGAGACAGCGUCGGGCGCCCACCAAAGCGUCGUCUGUCAACUCGAGCGAGGGGACGCUGUCCCUGUCGGAGGGAUCGUCCGAGUCGGCGCCCUCGCCCUAAAGACCUGGAGCACCUGAACCCGGGGGGCUUAAGGACCUGGGGCCUAACAGUGGCGUCCUGCCUGCCUCACCUGAGAAGACUUCACCUGGAAGGAGGCGGGGCGCGGGGACAGCGCUAAAUAAAGCGGGCCAAAUGCAUUAGCAGGCCAGAGCCUGGGGACUGCUAUCACUUAGAAACAGCCGUGUUGUUUCUUUGGUACAUUUUGAGUGGGAUGGAGAGCUUGAUUGGUAGCGGUAACCAUGUUCUGACAGCGCAUCAAAUAUAUGAUAUGUUGUAAUUUGCUGUCGUUCAAAGGUUACCAGUAAAAUGUGUUGUUUUUUCACUUAGACUGUCAUGUCAGUGGCACAGUUUUCAUUUGAGUAGGAUGCAUAGUGCUCUGUAUAAAAUACCUUCUCAUAUACGUUGUUUUAUUUUCCUCAAUAGUAUUGUACUGUGCACAUUGUUUCUUUUAAACCAACCCUACUCAAAGGAGUCUAAGUAUAUAUUUUGUUAUGAUUUGAUGCUUCACUUGAAAAUUGUAACAAAGUUGUUGCAGAAUUAAUUUAAUCCGCCACAUUCAUGUCACUGAAGUGAGAUUUGUAAAAAUUGAUUUGUAUUUUAGUUUGACAUGACAUUCAUAUGUGUUGAUUUUAGUUUACUGACAACUAUUUUUGUAGUUUCUCAAUUAAGAUGUGUCAUAUUAAGCUUAUUCUACUGGUUUGUAAAGCUGUUUGGGCACAGGUGGCUUUUUCUUGAAGAUUGAUAAUCAGUUGUAUGUAAAGUGAUUCCUAUAGAACUUCUGUACUGAUUGUUUUACUUGGUCUCGUUGACAUAGCAUUCAUUGAUUGAUACUUCCAAGAAAGGAAGUACUCUUCUGAAUGUACACAGUUUAAACUGUGCACAGAUACCAUUUUAAAACACACAGCCCUGUUCUAAAAUUUCAUUUUUUUAGCUGAGCCGUUAUUGGAGCCAUAAAAAUGUUGUGGUUGUAAUAAGGGAUUGGUACUUUUCAGCUCUGUAUUAGAAAUACCCUUGUAGUUCUUUUUAAAGUCUUCUUGGAACUGAUGAUUUGGAUUUAUAUGCUCCACUUCGUGUUUCUCCAAACAAUCAUUCUUAAUACGAUAAUUUAUAUUAAGCUAAUAAUACUUAAUGUAUGAUCUUGCCAGUAGUUAUACAUUUUUUGUACAGUUCUAUAUUUGAUUAAUAUCAAAUAAACUUGUGUAGGAUCAUGUUAAAUGUAGUCAGUCAUAAACUCAUAAAUGUAAUACUUGGCUGUGCAGACUUUCUUUGUGAUUGUAAGUAGAUGGAAUACAGACACACCAGAUUGAAUAUCACUUCUCAUAUGCAUUGUCCUCAAUAAAUAUCUAGGUACAUGUAAAGUACAAUAUCGUCCAGUACGGCUGUGCUUACUUCAUUAAGCUACACUCAAGGCCUUGAGCAUUAACUACACAAGGUCUGUGACAUAGGUUAAAGUAGAUUACUUUUCAGUCUGAAAGAAAUUCUUCAGUCAUUUCUUCUCCUGUUGAGCAUGUCUUGAUAUCUAUCUCAUGUACUACUUUCUGGGGCUUACUAUUUUUACUUUUGUGAAUUCUACUCUCCUCAGAGUAGUGUUUUUUAUGUCCACUAACAUUUCAAAAAUUGCAAUGUAUUUGUGUGAACUUAUAUUACUGAUAGUUUUUCCCUGCAAGUGCUAUUCAGUGCUUUUCAUCUGUAAAUUUCUGUGUCAUUUAUUGAAUUUGAAGGAGAGAUGGAACAGUCUCCUGCCAAGAGUGCUAAAAAAGAUGAACACUUCUUCUUUUCACCUUGCCACCACAGCAGCUGUUGCUUUAUCUCCCUUGUAGUACCUUCAAACUAUCCUAUACUAGCAACUGGUCAGUUUCUUUUUAAAUGGAUUUGCAUUGAUGGUUGGGCUUGUUAAUUUUCUGGAGAAAGGUGAGAGUGAAUCAUUGUGAAAAUUGACUGGUUUAGUAGAUUUUCAUCUUUAGCCUUGUCUCGUGUGCUUAAACCUUGAAUUUGCUACAAUUCUAACUUAAAAUGAAGACCCAUCUAUGAUGCUGUUUAAUGUUGUUUUCAAUCAUUAAGACAAUUUGCUACAUACUUGGUUGGUGUCGACUGCUAUGGUCAUUUUUGUAGAGUUUUGCUCUUCAUUAGGUCUUGGAAAUAAAUUGCAGUAUUCAGUUUCCUUUCACUCCAUUUUUUUUUCGAUUAACUCAAAUUUAUUAAAGUGUGUGCUGGGUUUUACUGUAUAUGAAGUCUGUAACUGUGCUUUCUGUCAGGUCAUUUGAUGAAAUGACCGAACACUGAAGAAGGGUCUAUUUCAAAACAGCUGGAGACAUUUGGGUUUCAGAAGUCUUACAUGAGAGGCAUUUUUAUUAUAUCUGGUGUCAAUCAAUGUCGUAUCCAUACUUUGACAACAUUUUACUAACAGUUAGAUUGGUAACUUUCAUAUCUGUGAUAGCUACUACUACUCUAGGAAUCAGUUACCAAAAAAAAAUAUGAAAAAAAAAUCUGUUAAAAUUUUUAUGUGUUACCAGGCAAUCGUUAAAAAAUUUGUUGGUUAUUUUGAGAGUACAGUUUUUGGGGGGUAUUAAUUAGUAUUCUUUUGUGGCUUUGCACAAAAAUUAUCCUUCUGAAGUAACUUAAACAAUCAUUUGUUUGUAAGAGAAUUGUAGUCUCAAUGAAUUAAUCUCUUGAUAAGUCACUUACCUUUCAAAUGUACUCUCAUUCGUCGUUCAUUACAGAUGGGUCUUUUUAAUUGAAUUAAUUGCUGUACUUAAUUAAAUGUGCAUGUUUAUUCACAUAGUUUAGAGUGUCAUCCUCACUCUUAUUGUUGCCUUCUUUUGUAUAAAUCUACUCUAUAAAAUAUACUUUUGUACAAAUUUUUACAUCACUGCCUUCUUACUCUAAUCUGUUAAGUCUUCAGACGUAGUUUUGUAGAUGUAUGAAGUUUUAAUAAAUAAUAGAAUCAAAACUCCACUGUUCUCUUCGAACGCAAGUAUUUUACCUGUCUUAUCUAUCGACACACUUCCAGUAGAAAUAUGUUUAGUUUCUUUUUACAGAGAAAAGAAUUUUAUUUUAUCUUGUUUGAAGAUCACUGAAUACAAUUGCCAACUAAUGAUUGUCUGCUAUAAUUGGUAAAAAAAAUUGUGAGGCAAACAGUGAAAUUCUCUUCGUAUCUGUCUGGGACAUUGAGCAAAUCAUUAAAACCAUUUUAUGAAUCAAAUUUAGGAUAAAACCAGGGAAGGCUGUGUUAUUGCAAUUUGAUGUGCCUUUAGUUUCUGUAGAAGAACAGAAUUGAUGUAAGGAUGCAGUGUAGUUCUGUCGAUUAGUUUCUUGUAACCAGUGUCUACUUAGCACUGAUUGUAAUCAAGAUGUUUGUAUCUAUAAACAAAAAAGAAAAAAAGGUGAAAAAAAUAAAUAAAUAUAAAGAAAAACUCAGUUUAAAAGCCAUA
Molecule: messenger RNA, 4531 nt
Organism: Frankliniella occidentalis (western flower thrips)
Lineage: Eukaryota; Metazoa; Arthropoda; Insecta; Thysanoptera; Thripidae
Product: Krueppel-like factor 9
Exons: 4
Coding region: 279-1100 (273 amino acids)
Biological process (GO): regulation of transcription by RNA polymerase II
Molecular function (GO): RNA polymerase II cis-regulatory region sequence-specific DNA binding; DNA-binding transcription factor activity, RNA polymerase II-specific
Source: RefSeq, a predicted model, not a curated record